UAAGCACCUUUGCCAUCCUGUUUGCAGAAACGCUACGGUGUAGUUCGACAAUGCGCAUCCGCGAAAUUUUGUUGCUAAUCUCCGCACUCUAUGCGGUCGAGGCCGCUAAUGAGUGUGACCUUAGAUCUGUGGAGGAUGGUAGCGUGUGCGUAUGUAACUCUACCUAUUGCGAUACGGUUCCCGAGGUGCUAAGCCUAUCUUCGGGGGAAUACCAGUUAUAUACGACCAGCAAAGAUAAGCUUGGGUUCUAUUCGAGCACCGGAAAGUUUGUGGAAGCGACGACAACCGCUAAUACCGUAACUAUUUCGGACCUCGACACCACGUACCAGGAAAUCAUCGGUUUUGGAGGUGCUUUCACAGAUGCCGCAGGGAUAAAUAUCGCCUUGCUUCCGGCUGACGCUCAGGAUAAACUAUUAGAGAGCUAUUUCGGGAAAGAUGGUGUCCAGUAUAGUAUGGGCCGAGUGCCUAUCGGCGGUACUGACUUCUCAACUAGAGGAUAUACUUACUGCGAUACUCAAGAUGAAACCCUGGAAUCGUUUGCUUUGCAAGAGGAGGACAUCAAAUAUAAGAUUCCGUACAUCAAAAAGGCCAUUGACCUAAAGGGAACUGAUCCGUUCAAACUGUUCGCAACCGCUUGGUCGGCUCCUUUGUGGAUGAAAACUACAGACAGUUACACACGCUUCGGGCAGCUAAAGGAUGAAUAUUACGGAUUGUGGGCCGAAUAUUACAUCAAAUUUUUCGACAGUUACAAACAGGAGAACAUAUCCUUUUGGGGAGUGACUACGCAAAACGAACCUAUCAAUGGCAUAAUCGGAAUCAACAUCAAUAACCUGGGAUUUCUACCAAAUCAAAUGAACAAGUGGAUAUCCGCCAAUCUAGGUCCAAGGGUCAGGAACUCGAGCUAUUCGGAUCUGAAAAUCAUUGCCCAUGAUGAGGCUAGGAUUACACUACUAUUCUUUAAUCUGUUCACCUUAUCUAACGAUGACGUUGUCGGUUAUUUGGAUGGUGUCGGAAUUCACUGGUAUUCGGAUACCGUUAUACCACCUAUUGCGUUGAGUUUGGCAUCUACCUCUAAAAAAGACCUAUUCAAACUCUCCACCGAAGCAUGCAACGGAUUUCUUCAUGCCCAAGGAUUGGAACCAGCGGUGCAAAUAGGAAGUUGGGAUCGAGGAGUCGCUUAUAUAAAAGAUAUUUUCGAAAAUCUAGAAAACGACGUCGUCGGUUGGAUCGAUUGGAACUUGGUUUUAGACACCGAAGGUGGUCCGAACUGGGUGGACAAUAACGUAGACGCCCCCAUCAUCGCGAACGCCACUGCCGGAGAGUUUUACAAGCAGCCGAUGUUCUACGGGUUCGGUCACUUUUCAAAAUUCGUCAUUCCCGGUUCUGUUCGAGUAGAUGUCACGACGAAUACCGAUCUCAAAGUUUUGGCGUUUUUGAGACCUGACGAAAAGCUGGCACUAAUUUUGUGGAACAGGGAAGAUGCAGCUGUCACGGCGGAGAUUCAGAUACUUGGAUUGGCAACGUUGCUUGAGGUACCCGCGUCUUCAAUAAAUACGCUUCUCUACCUUCCAUAAAAGCAGUAAAAGGUUUUUUUUUUUUUUAAUGUGUUUAUAGUGAAUAACAAUAUUUGUGAGAUUUUUACCGUUUUAUUGAUAUAAAACACGACAUGACGACAAAUCAGCGUCAAAAUUUUAGUCAAUAAUUUUUAUGUACUCCCCACUCCAAAGAGGCCCAAUUGAAGAGUGGAAAUGCCAAAGUGGGGCACGUGUUCGUACAAAUAAGGCAAAUGCAAUUUACUCAAAUAUUACCGGAGGCACAUAUUCGUUUUCUAAAUUAUGGAGAAUUUACUACUACAGAAGAAAUGCGGAAGAAGCCAGUGAAACCAAUUAUAACGAAAAGUAAAAAAAAUAUUAUAUAUAUUAUAUAAAUAAAUAUUUA
This is a messenger RNA of Cylas formicarius (sweet potato weevil), 1938 nucleotides long. RefSeq names its product lysosomal acid glucosylceramidase-like. Gene Ontology annotation, biological process: glucosylceramide catabolic process. Bases 51 to 1574 code for a protein of 507 amino acids. The transcript has 8 exons. Lineage: Eukaryota; Metazoa; Arthropoda; Insecta; Coleoptera; Brentidae. Gene Ontology annotation, molecular function: glucosylceramidase activity. The record is from RefSeq and is a predicted model, not a curated record.